Penaeus monodon (black tiger shrimp) is the source of this 9382-nucleotide messenger RNA. RefSeq lists its product as uncharacterized. Gene Ontology annotation, molecular function: RNA polymerase II transcription regulatory region sequence-specific DNA binding; DNA-binding transcription factor activity, RNA polymerase II-specific. The record is from RefSeq and is a predicted model, not a curated record. Gene Ontology annotation, cellular component: nucleus. NCBI's taxonomy places the organism in Eukaryota, Metazoa, Arthropoda, Malacostraca, Decapoda, Penaeidae. Gene Ontology annotation, biological process: regulation of transcription by RNA polymerase II.
AUAAUGGUAAUUUCUCUCCUCAUCUUUACAGUACAGCAGUGUGCCAGAUUAUCCUUAGAUAUUAUGGGUUCAAACAGCAAUAGAUCCAAUGCCUAAUCUUCACUACAUAUCAUAACUGUACAUAGCCAAGUUGCCAGCAAUGGAUCACAGCUAUGUGAGUCGCCAAAUACCCCCAGUAGACCAGGAAGCGGCCAGCAGUAUACCACGGUCACCUGUCGGUCGGCGUGCUGGGCGGCCCCGUAGUGUGUCAGAAUCUGGCCAUAGUCAAUCUUCGGGGUCAGAUGUGUCUGCUAGGCUAGCCCUUCUGGCCACUCCUGGGAGAACAGCCAGCAACAAUCUUCAUGAUGCCCAAAGCAUGCGCACAGAAAGGCCAAGAAAGUCCAGACACUCCAGCGGCAAAGCCCAUGGAGGAGGCCGUGGGGGAAGAGAGGGCCGGUCUCCCUAUCAAGAGGGGGGCCAGUCCAGGAAGCUCCUCCUCCCACCAGCUUCAGCUGGGUCUGGGGAUGAGGAUGAUGUGGGUGAGGCCAGGAAGCCCCGUCCUCCCCCCCUGCCUGACAUCAUGCAUGACUGGGAGAUCAUUGUCAAGUCUCUAAAGGCAAAUGAACGCAGAGAGAAGCAGGAGGUAAGCAAGGGAUCCUCAACUAGUGGGGAAACCAAAUCUGCGAGGCAGAGGCGACAGGAGUCAAGAUCCACUGAGGAGCCUGUGUCCACCAACCGCAAGCUUGACUUCUCGGGUGAACAGAGGGUUCCUCCUGCUGAAGCCUCAAAACCUUCCAACAGUACAUUUGAAGCAGACAGCGAUAAAGAAAAUUCAAGACUGACUGAGAAACCAACUGCAUCUUGUGCUGACAGUACUGAAGACAACAGUGACAAUCAAACACAGCCUCCAGUUCCUGCUGUCUCACCAGGGGAAAUGAGUGACAGUAGUAAUGAACAAAACUCACAGACAGCUGAUUUAUUGGGAAAUAUAAAUAGCAGUGAUGUUGAAAAGCAAAAAGUGGGUAAUAUUAAUAUUGUCAAUAAGAAAUCUGCCAAGUCCUCAACAGACAGAAGAACAGAGGGGGAAUCAGAUGAGUGUGAUGAAGAGAAUAGUAAAAUUAGUGAAAGAACUCCAAAAAAAGGUGAGGACAAGUUGAAAAGGGGAGCUAAACAAAACACUCCAAAAAUAUCCAUGGGUCGAGGGAAUACCAUGGACAGUGUUUCACCCAGUGAGUCAGAGGGCCGAAACCAGGGCAGUUACCCAGUGCGGAGACUAUCAAAGUCUUUUCACCAAGAGGAAGUGUCUUCAUGUCCUGUAGGAAAGAGGAAGACCAGUGUAGAUGGAUCCAAAGAGGAUAUUAUAAAGAAGACCGAAGAAUCUACUAAGUCCAUUACUAAUGACAGUAGAAGGACAAGUAGUGAUAGUGUAGUUAGUAGUAUGACUGAAGAUGAUGAUAGAAGUGAUAAGAAGAGUGCAGUUGAAAACAAUACAACAUUUAAGCCCAGUGAAUUUGUGGAAGAUCUCAGUGAUCUGUCAAAAGUAUCACAUAAAAAGAAGAGACAAAGAACAGGUGAGUCUAUGUCACCACAGCAAUCACAGAAAGAUGAGGUGAAAGACAGUCAGAAAAUAAUAGCAGAAGUAAAGAGGUGUGAAGAAGGGAGUGAAGAAAAGGUUAAGAACAUAGAAAAGGAAGGAGGUACAGAUAUCCAAUCACUACCAUUGUUAACAAGAGGUAGAAGUAAUUAUGAUAAUGAUAAACAAGUGAUGCACAAUGCAGAAAAUAGCUAUGAGACUAAAGGGAAUAAGCAUAAGUCAUCUGAAAAGGGAACAUCUAUAGUUGUAGAGGAGCACAGAAAAAGCAUAGAGAUGAAAGCUGAAAAAGCAAAACCAAAUGAGGAAGUAGAGGUGGAAGACGAAAAGUUUUUGGGUUUCAGUCAGGAAACAGAGGGUCAUAUUUGUGCAGAUGCUGUUAAAGAGAAUUGUGUUAUUGAAGAAAAAAGGAAAAAUGAAUGUGAUCUAGAGAUCACAAUUACAGGCUUGAACUCUCAAAAUAAAAGUGACUUGAAUGAAGUUGCUAUUCCAAAUAGGGAACAGGUGGAACUUGCUCUGAAAAGGGAACAAUUUAUGGAAGGUACAAUUGGGGGCAAGACAAUCAUCAGCCAGGAAGACUUUGAACAUUUAUUUGGCUCAGCGGAGGAGGAUGAUCGCUUCACCUGCAACUUUGAGGGAUUUCAGAGCAGUGUCAGUAAAGAUGGCUGGCUGGUGAAUGAUUCCAUGGAAGAUGAAGUCAAUGAUGAGUCCUUUGAGGGUUUUACAUCAGAGGGAGUCCAAAACUUACUUGAAAACAAAAAAGUUUCUGCAGAGAGCUGUACUUUGCCAGGUGCUAGAGAGCUAGAGGUUAGAACUGUUAUCAAAAAUGCUUGUCAUACUUGCCAGUUAGUCUUUGACAGUCCCCAAGAGUGGCAACAACACCGUCGUAUUGGGCACAAAAGGAUAUAUGAAUGUGUCUUUGAUGAAGGCUACUGCAAGGAGAGCAAAGGAGCAGUUCAGUACCAUGCACACUUGUGGGAACAUCACGGAGCUCUAGUCAAAAAGAUGUUGGAAGAUCUAACCAAUGAUGUGGCAAUGUGCAGUCUGGCAGGUUCUCCCUCCACUUGUGCCCAGCCAUGCAGAGUCUGCCUUUGCCUCUUAUCCCAGCCAACAUGUCAAUUGCAUGAACUGCUUGUGCAUGGCCUGGGUUCCUCCAUGUUACCUCUAGGCUCCUCCUCUCUGCAGGCAACAGUGUGGUGGACAGGCCGGGGUCUUGCAUGGACAUGUCAUCAGUGCUGUUCAUCUUCAGGUAACCAGAAUGCACAGUACUUUCUAAUGACGUGUGCCCCCCAUGCAUUUCCAAAGAUACUGGCCAAUCACCGUGUUAAUGUUCAUCUUCUGGCUGACACAUUGUUACAUGGAUGGUGGCUACUGCUUCAGCUGCUGUUGACCCUACCCCCAGCUGCUCGGUCAUCUAUGGCAACUAUGUUGGUCUUAGGGUUACAAAAUAAUCCUUUAUUUGCAUCCUGCUUGCUAUGCAAGCGUUCCUUAGCAUUUAUUGUCAGUCCCCAGUUGGACAAGCCAAGGGGGUUAUGCAAGGGUUGUAAUGCUGUAGUGAAAGAAAGCAAAGCCUGUUGGUACCACUGUGGUUUUUCACAGCCUUCAAGCCAGAGUGCACUUGCAGCCCACCUCAUGGCCCACCAUAAGAAGGAGUUAGCAGGGGGAUGGUGUGUUCUCUGUGGCCAGUGGUCACACUCACUGCUUUCACAUGUGUUUGGCCAUUCUUUUCUCAAGGGAAAUACGUCACACUUUCCAUGCCACUUUUGCCAUGAUGCACUGGUAGGGCAAGACUUCCUUUCAUGGGUGGUUCACUCAUGGACAACUCAUGUGUUCCCUUGCCCAUUCCCCACAUGCAUCAUGAACCAUGGUGAAGGGCAGGAUGACAAAAUGAAAGGGAGGACAGUCCUUGCCACAGCAGAUCUUCUGUUGUCACAUAUCAAAACUAAUCAUCUUCCGGGAGAUGGAGCACUGUCCUUGGAUGAAGUCAGCGUGAUUUUGCAGUGGAUUCGAGGAGGGCAGGGAGGGCUGCUCAUGUCUCAAGAUGCCCUCAAGUUGGACUCUUCCUGGCACAGUCACACAGGUGAAAUAUUUUCUCUAGUACACUCAGGUCACCAUCUAAGGCCUGCCUUCCCUGUUAAGGUGUGGAUAACUUGUGUUGUGUGUGGAUGCUCAACAACCCUGAAACUUCGUUAUCUUGAUUCUCACCCAUCACCAGUGUGUCUCCACUGUCACCUUGGGAUACAGCGUUGUCAAUCUGGCCCUCCUUGGCGGUGUCCUGUCCAUCAUUGCAAUGUCACUUCACAACAUUCAAGCCUUCUCUACACACACAUCAUGGAGUCCCCAAAACAUAGACAGACCUUAAAACCAAACCUCAAGUACUCAAAACUCCCUGGUAAAUGCCCAAAAUGUGAGUUAAGUGAGGUUUUCAAGGACCGACUGUCACUCUUUUGCCAUCAGAUUCUUUCACAUACUCUUGCCUGCUUGGCUUGCCCUGCCCAUGCCAUAACAGAUGCUUCGCUGCAGCAGCACCGCACCACCUGCCAUGGCCUGCGCUCUUGGGAUGCUCUCUGGACUCGGCUGAAGCACAAGCAGCAGCAGAAGUCUUCUCAACUUGGCCAGAUGAGUGAGGUGGACGGAAGUGUGAUGAUGGUGGGCAUUGGGCAGCAUGGUGGCAUCAUUGCCAAAUGUGAUCCAUGUAUGAGCAUAUCCUCACUAAUGGAGACCUCUCCUAUUCUAAACCAAGAGACAGUGGAGGCAGAAACUCGCAGCAUUCAGGAACAGGUUGAGGAGAGGAUGGCAUGUGAGGAUGAGGAAGCUGCCCAAGGUUGGUGUGGCUCCCUGUGUACAGUGUCCAUGUCACCUCACAAGUCAACCACACCCACCACUGACCAUGGGUCACCAGCCACUACAAAGAAGGAGCUGAAUACAGUCACAGAAGAUACAAAGGUUCUGAAAAAUCAGAAGCUGAAGUGCAAUGCAGAAAAUCCUGAAAUACCUGUUACAACUAAGAAAGAGGUAGAGGAAAAUGCAAGCAAAGUGAUUGCUCCAGCUGUGACUUCAUUUGAGGAUGAAGCAUGCAAAGAUGAGAUGAAUGAUGAUAGUGAAGAAGACAGUGGGAGUGAGCCACCCCUGCAGAUUGAUACUGCUGCAGCCUCACCAAGUUCACCUAGAGAGUCUUACCCUCAUAGUCCCACCUCCAACAUCUCCAGUCCACCCAACUACCAUAUAGCCUCUAAUGUGGAAACUGCUAUCAAACCAGGUGAAGUUAAUACUGAUUCUGUAUCUAACUCAAAAGCUGAAGUUAGCAGUGUAACUAAAGCUAAGGUAGUAGCAACUAAAACUGCUAAGGAUAAACAGGCUAACAAAGAUGGAAGCACACCAACUUUUGAGCUGGUUGAUGCACUAAACAGUGUUGUGGCACACACAAUCCGCACCAUGACAGAGGCCAUCACAGGACAGCUGCAGCAGACCAAUGACAUAAGUAAAUCCAAAGCACCUGUUGAGCAAGCCACUCCCAAACCAGACCCAGGAUCACAAGCCAUUCAAGAGAUAGAGAAUAUCCCCAAGAAGAAGGGUAACAUCAAAGAGAAAGUGGGACGGAGGGGUGAGCCAAAACCACCACCCAAAGGACUGGGAGAGAAUGCAGAUAUUGAUGAAGCUUCUGUAGCAGAGAAUAUUUUACAGGACCUGAAUGACAAAUUUACUGGUCAGUGUGUGGGAUGUAGUGUGAGUGUGCUGCUCCCUCGCCUUAGCGAUCAUGUGAAAGAGGCUCACCCACAAGCUCAGGUAAAUUGUACAUGUGGAGGGUUUCAAGGUGCUCUCAAUGAGUUCCUGGUCCACUCCUUCCACCUAUCUCAUUUGCCCAGUGAAGCACGACCCAUUGUUUUAGCUACACCAGAUGGAGUGCAAAGGACUAUGGUGGUGCUUGAAGCAAGAACUUCCCCACCAUCAAUGGGUUACACUUACCCUUGUUUCAAAUGUGGGAAGAGGUUUAAGCAAGAGAAGUCCAGACAACUCCAUUAUAACCUUUGUAAACUGGAGAAAAAGUUUGAAUGUGAUGUUUGUGGAGAGAAGUUUGUGCGUGAUCAUCAUCUUGUAAAACACAAAGAGUGGAAGCACAACCCACAGACUUGUCCACACUGUGGGAAAUGCUUCACUUCAGAAGUUUCCCUUACUCAGCAUGUCCUCCACAUACACAAGAAGCAGUUAACUCACAAGUGUGAACAUUGUGGUGACAGGUUCAGUACCCGCUCGAGAUUACGAGUACACAUACGAAUUCACACAGGAGAGCGACCACACAGUUGUCAGCGGUGUCCCAAAUCAUUUGUAUCCAGAAACCUUCUAGCAAAGCAUCUUGCCUCAGAUCACCAAACUGCUAAUUACCAGUCUGACUCCAGUGAAGACCUGAGCAAGUACAAAAGUCGCAAACACAGGUCUUCCGUUGACAGACCCCCUGUGCCAAAGAAUGCAAGUGACUCUGAAUCAGAGACUUCUGACUGCGAGGGAAAUGAGGACAAGGAGAGUCGUGUUAACAAGCAGGAUGAUGAUGACAAGGCAGCUGAGGAGGAGUUUCAGACAAGGCUUGUGAUGCUAGCCAUGACAGAGUCUGACUUAGAGACCUCAGACUCAGAGAGUGAUGUGGCACCAGUAUCACAGAAGAGAUCUGCAGGAGGGAGGCAGGCAAGCAGCCGCCAACAGAAGGCAGCAGCAGCAGCAGCAGCAGCAGUGACAGUGUCAGCGGCAGCAACUGCAGUGGCAGGAACACAAAUAACAAAUAAAAUAGAUUCAGUGUCACCAUCUCCAGAUCCAUUGCCAGAACAAGAAGCCCAGCUUGAAAGCCAUCAACUAGACAUACAGAGGAGUCACACUGAACAGAGGAGAAAAAAUCUUGUAGACAGCUCUAGUGGAGUUGUAGGUGCCAUUGGUGGGGCAGUGGAGGAAAACCAGACUUCACCUGUGGUUCGGGAAGAAAUGGCUCAGAUCAUGGACAGGGCAGUUGGGGUACGCUGUGGGCCAUGCCAUCAGACAUGGAGUGAUUCUGCUGGAAAGCUUCUCCACAUGUACCUGGUUCAUCCGCAGUUAGUCUUGAAUUUAGGUCUUACGUCAUGUGCAUUUUGUAAAUACUCGUUUUCUUCAGCAGAUGAUAUCAAUGAUCAUCAUUUGGCCUACCAUCAGCGGUCCAUGCUUCCCAAUGGAACAUUUCGGUGUCUGUGUGGGCUGGUGUUCCGUGAAGAUGGUGCCUAUUACUUCCAUCUCUACUAUGCUCACAAAGCUCAGCGUGCCCUCAAUGUUGGUGGUGAGAUAGUCUGCCGUGUUUGUGAGGGACGACCUAGGCUAAACAAAAUUGUAGAUCUAGUUGUGCACUUGAGUGACACUCAUACCAUGUUUGACCAUGUACGAGUAAAUGAUGCCUACAUCUGUAAUUUUUGCUACAAAGCAUUUGAGUCAUGGACAGUGCUGAGUCUCCACUUUUUCAUGGUACACAAAGCUACAAAGAGUCAAACAUUGAGCUAUGAUUGCCCAUACUGUGAGGGUGCAUCUCCCUGGCAUUCCCUAGAAGCCUUGCAGUACCACUUGGACAAUGUGCAUCCAGCCAGACACAGGAAGCAUAAAGUCCCAGAGAAUUCUCUGAGAAGCAUUUACAUGCCAGCCACUCACAAUGAUUCUGCCACAACACCAGCACCUGCUGUUAGCAAAAAGAGAAAGAAGGUCAUGUCCAAAAGCAACAAUCCAGAAGAGUUGCCCGUGAAAAAGAGGAAGAAGAUAGGCAGGAAAAAGGCAGUCCCAGACAACAUGAGAAGAUUAGAUGCAGAUGAAACCCUUUACUGCAUCUGCCAGUGUCCUUAUGAUGAGGUCUCAGACAUGAUAGGAUGUGACAAUCCAUCCUGUCGCUAUCAGUGGUUUCACUUUGAGUGUGUUGGGAUCAUGGCUGCACCAGAAGGGAAUUGGUAUUGUCCUGAGUGUACAACUACACUGAAAACUGUUCACAAACCACCAGUAGUGCAGCAACAGCAGCAACAGCAACAACAGCCACUGCAGGAGGAGCACCAACCACAUGCUGAUCUGUAUGAGUAUUACAGCAAUUAUGAAAAUGACCAGCAACCUUCACCUGUGGUGACAGUGCAGCGGCAGCGUUCCUCCUCGUCUUCUUCAUCUUCCUCCUCCUCAUCCUCCUCCUCAAGUGACUCCUCUUCCUCCUCCUCAAGCAGUGAUUCUAGCAGUGAAAACUAAAUAGAUAUUGAAUUAACUGCCAAGGUGUACUACUGGUCUCUCUGACAUUAGAUUCUGAACAUUAAUCAGUCAGAAAGAUAGUGAGAGAGAGAGAAAAAAAAAAACUAAUAGAGAAAGGGGAAAAAAUCCACUGUCUAAACUUGUUAGUUAAUGAGUGAUUUACCUUUGCUUUCUUGUCAUAAUUUUGUUGUAUUUCUCUUGCCUUAUUACAUAAAUCCCCCUAUCUGUCACUUUCUGUGGGGAUUAUCUCCUUCCUGAACUACAAAAUUACUUGUUUAUCAUCUCUGUCCAUCGUCCAUGUAGGACUGGAUAGAAAUGCUUGCUUUGGUAGCAAGGCAUUGCAACUAAAGUACAGUACCUGAGACCUAGAAGCAAAGUUGGUGGUCACUAGCUCCUCCAUCAGUAGUUGCCACAUUGGUGACCUCAGUGUGGGAGUGGUGUGUGAAGAAAUUUUCUAUGUGUACAUACUUAUUGUUAUCAUUUGUAUUGUGAUCCAGAAAGUAAUUAAAUUAAGAUAAAUCACUAAUUAUUCACUUCAUUCAGAUUUUAUCAAUCCUUUUUUAAAUACCUCUGCAACAUAAAUGAUGGUGAAAAGGGAGAGAAAAAAAAGGGAAAAUGUGCCAAAUUUGUAUUUUCACUAGUAGGGCCAUGGAAGAAUAUUACAGUAGCAUACAAAUACUAUACUGUAUUGUAACCAAUUUCCCACCUUUUCUAUAUUUUAAAAAUUGAUAUAGUUAACCCUGAAACAAGGAAAUAUCCCAGUCUCAUGUACAGAUCGCACUUAUUCCAAAGGAUUAUUGUUAUUAUUGAAUACUAAUGCCAUAUGGGCUGAACUGGGCAACAGAGAUAUAAAGUAAAUUCCUUAUAUCUCUGUCUUUUAUUUCUGAUGAUGUAGCCACUUCAUAAUGAAAAAGUUGUUAUUGAUUUAUUUGUAAACUUAGAUCAAUAUUAGAGUACUACUGACCUGUGUAAAUACUGUAUUCAUUCAAAAAGAGAGAAUCCUAUGUACAAAGUGUAUUAGCGAUUCAUAUAUGUGAUUUAAUGUUCAUAUACUAUAGCUAGGGAUUGGACAGAAGAGAGUAAGAUUCUAUACAUAAUAAUAAUAACAAUAAUCAUGAUAAUGAUAAAAAUAAAAUCAGUCAUCAGCUUUCAGCAGAGAAAGAAAAAGAACAAAUACGGACAGUUCAAAUAUGCAAUUUGUUACCAGGGAAACUUAAGCUGACUAUGUUUAACUCAAUUCUCAUUGGUAAUUGUGUAUUCUGUUAGGAAGUAUAUGACAAGUUAUUAAUGACAAAUUAUUUGAAAUAGGGAAGGUUUUAACUCAAAUAACAAAAGUGGUACUCUUGAGAGUACAGAGACAAACAGCUUUUGAGGAGACUUUUUUAAGACAAGAACUUAUGUAAGGUAUGUUCAUUAUUUCAUGUAGAAUGAUGCCUAGUUUACCAAAGCCUGGAAUGGGUGUUUGUGUAUGGCAUAGCAUAAGUGCAAAAGCAAUUAAGUAGUCCAGAUUUUUUUUUGUUUGCUCUGCAUUUUGACUUGGUUUAACAGCAUAAUAAUCUAUUAAACCGUAUUUUUUGUAAA